Molecule: messenger RNA, 525 nt
Organism: Setaria italica (foxtail millet)
Lineage: Eukaryota; Viridiplantae; Streptophyta; Magnoliopsida; Poales; Poaceae
Product: bZIP transcription factor 44-like
Exons: 1
Coding region: 1-525 (174 amino acids)
Biological process (GO): regulation of DNA-templated transcription
Molecular function (GO): DNA-binding transcription factor activity
Source: RefSeq, a predicted model, not a curated record
AUGGCGACGUUGGCGCGCCACCCGCUCGGCGCGGCGGACUUCGCGAGCUUCUACUUGCUGCCGCACGGCUACUCGGGCGGCGGCGGCGGCGAUGGCCUGUGGUGCAGCUACAGCUGCCACGGCGCGGGUGCCGGCGGCGGCUCCGUGUCGAGCGUGGGCGUGGGCACGGGCGAGGUGGAGCCGCAGGCUGCCGGUGGCGCUGCAGUCGCGGCCGCCGCGCGCGACGGCGAGCGGAGGGCGAGGCGUCAGGCUUCGAACCGAGAGUCAGCGCGGCGCGCACGCGCGCGGCGGAGGGGCCAGCUGGACGACCUGUCGUCGCGCGUCGCGGAGCUCCGCGCCGCGAACGCGCGGCUGGCCGUGGAGCUGAACCGCGUGGCGGCCGCGCGCGCGCGGGCGGCGCGGGAGGGCGCGCGGCUCAGGGAGGAGGCGCGCGCGUUGCGGGAGAGGCUCGACGCCGCCGAGGCGGCGAAGAAGGCGAAGGAAGCCGGCGACGAAGGAGAAGCCGGGACGCCGCCAACGGACUAG